Messenger RNA from Belonocnema kinseyi, 2245 nucleotides. RefSeq lists its product as uncharacterized. The transcript has 9 exons. NCBI's taxonomy places the organism in Eukaryota, Metazoa, Arthropoda, Insecta, Hymenoptera, Cynipidae. Gene Ontology annotation, molecular function: DNA binding. The record is from RefSeq and is a predicted model, not a curated record. Bases 163 to 1917 code for a protein of 584 amino acids. Gene Ontology annotation, biological process: negative regulation of DNA-templated transcription.
GUAUUGUCAGCUGUUGUGGGCUGAGCUGAGCCAGUGAGCUGAGCUGUCACAAUCAUGAAUAAUCUCAUGAAAAUCAGAAUGUUUACAAAUUCCGAGAAGGAAAACAUUAAUUAAAUUUCGUUCACUAUUCAUAAGAAAGACAAGUAAUAAAUUAAUGAAAAAAUGGAGAGCGAAGGAUCGGUUUUGAUACAAAAUGAAGGGUUACAGGUUGCACAAGAAAUACAGACGUCCCUCGCUCGAUUCCUGGAACAAAGUUUGCAGUCAUAUGAAGCGAAAAAAGUUCCGUUCGGUCGAAUGGAGCCCUUUGACGAGAAAGUCGAAUCCUGGAGAAAUUACGUCGAAAGAUUUGAGCUCUUCUGCGAGGCGAAUGACGUUCCAGCUGAAAAAAAGGCAAUAGUCUUUUUCACAGUGAUGGGUUCCAAGUGGUACAACACAUUCCGAGAUGUCUGCGUCCCGGAAAAGCCCCGAAGCCAGACUUUUGAGAAAACAGUUGAAAUUAUUGGACAGUAUUUGGAGCCAAAGCCGCCGAACGUUAACACGGAACGGUUAAAAUUUGGAAACUGCCAUCAAGGGAACGGCGACCUGAAGGAUUUCAUUGAGCGGCUGAAAUCCCUGGCGAUCAAGUGCGACUAUGCAGAAGAGCUCAAGACUAGACUGUUGGACCAAUUUUUGCUUGGACUCAACUCGGAGAGGAUAAGAAAAAGACUUUUGAUCGAGAGGACGUUGAACUGGGAGAAAGCUAUCAAAAUCGCCGCGAGUAUGGAUGACGAAAGGAUUACUGAAGAUUCAAUUGCAAAGAUGCAACACGUAGUGAAUCUUCAAGCGGAAAGUGACAUCAGCAGCGGCAGUAGGAAUGAAAAUGAGCAGAGAGAAUGCAGGAGAUCUGGAAGAGUGGUGAAAAGGCCCGAGAGUGAUAGUUAUACCUAUGAUCUUCCCUCAAAGAAACAGAAGAAUUCCACUGAUUGGAGGGACGAAGAGGAAAGCGAGACAGAAAUCCACAAUUUGAAGUUGGAAAAUAAUAGACUGAAGAUGGAACUUGAAGAGACGAAUAGAAUGCAGAAAGAAUUGACAGUCCUAAAUAGAGAUCUGCAGAGCCGUCUCGUCAACGAUUAUGAAGAGCUUAGAACUACACUCGCGAACGUCUGUUCCUCCGACAUAAAUCAGUCAGCGAAAGGGAUCUUGCCUGUCGGUUACGUUAGAAGAAUGGACAAACAUGUGCAUUUAGGCAGAGAAGUUUGGAUACCAAAGUCAACAUUCGACACGGUGAUGUGCACAGCGAGAAAUCCUAGUAUCUUUAUAAAAAAUAUGGCCCUCGCAGUUUUUGGGCACGAAACCUUGGAGCGAAGUUCCGUCACCGGACAGUUGUCGAAUCGGACGAAAAAGUUUUACGAGGGGCCGCCCAAGCAAAAGUUAGAUCCAACCAAAUUGCUCGCCAUAAAAGACGUCUUCCGAUAUUGGCUACAGGAUAUUAAAAAGGUGGACGAAUGCACGAUGGACAUUGAACUGAGAAAAGUGGGUUCGUAUAUUGGGCACAAAAUUGCAGACUUGAAUCGAAGGAAAAAGGACCCUGAAGAGACACAAAGGACUUCCGACGAUUACACGAGAUCAUCAGAUGAUUUCCAAAGAAUCGACCUCUACCAGAGAUCUCAAGAAAAUUACCAGUCGCACUAUCAAAGAGGCUCUCAGAACGCGCAGAGAGCCUCAAUGGAUUAUGAGAGAAACCCAGAAACUUUUGACAUGAUGAUGGUCAAUGUCAAAAGCGAAACGCACGAAGGCAACGACGAUGCCAUGCAUGGAUCUGGAGAGGCUGUCUUCAUUCCAGAAGAAAAAGUGUCUGUCCAGAAUGGCAUUGCUGUCGAGGAUGUUAGCGACGAGGUUCACAACGUCGAUGAUGAAACGUUUAUUCCCUAUUUGUAAUUUUCUUUUUGCCUAAACAACUGCUACUUUUAAUCUGUCCAGGAAGUCUAUUCUAUAUCUCUCGUUGAUGAUAGUUCUCAAGUUUCGUGUCAUUCCUUUAUUAUCAUUUGACUUUUUUCAUACUCUAGCAUUUUUUUCGUGUUUAAAAAAAAUUUCGCUUUGAGUUUCGUGCGCAUCUUUCUAUUUAUGACGAUUCAUUUUAUCUGAGAUGAAAAGUGAUUAUUAGUGAUCAGAAAGUAGAAUAGUUUAUUGUAUGUAUUUUGUGUAUUCACUUUUUUAUGGCAGCUGUAGAAAUAGGAAAUUUUAAAUAAACUUGAAAUUCUUUUUA